UCUCAAAGGAUGCUAAUUUGUUAGAUUGAGAAUCAUGAUGAAAGCUAGAUUUUAGGAUGUUGCAUAAAAUAAGAUUGCAAGCAUCCUAGACCUUAUUGUUAAUAUUGUAUUACUUCAUUACAUUCCGAUCAUUUUCAAUAAUUAAAAAGUUUUAAGCAACUUAAUGAAUUGAUGUUAUAAAAAAUGAAAUCGUAUGAUUAUUUAAUGAAUAUUAUCCAGCAGAUAAAAACCUCAAUAAAUACUAUUUAUGAAAUAGUAAAUCCACUUUAUGUUCAUCCAUUAGAGAAUGUAUAAUAAUUAUCCUGUAGUUAUCUUAAUGAAUAAAUUAUAAAACUAAUGAAGAUUGAAGUAGCAGAGGCAACAGCAGGUUUAAUUGUAAAUAUCAAAGAAUUGAAUGACCGAAUAUAGAAUAUAUGCUGCAAAUUUCAAAAUUUGAAGUCUAUUCCUAUUAAAUAAACUAAUUUUUCUGACCAAUUAUAUCAGAAUAAAUAAUAAGGUUCGUAUUUCUCAAUAGAAUCAUAAUUGGAGAAAUAAAACCAAGAAAUGUCUUAAAAUCUUACUAUACUUUUUUCCUCUGACUACAAACCCAUAUAAAUAGAACUAGAAAAUAAUUGCAAGAAAGCAAUCAAUUUAUGUAUUGGAUGGAAAGUUGCUGUCUGCGAGCCAAAAAUUCCAAAAAAUAAUUGCCCUAUUACUUUUUAGUUUAAAAUUAUCAAUGCAAGUGCUUGUGAUAUAGGAGUUUGUCAUAGGAAUAAAAUUAUUUCAGCCAAUUACUCCCUUGAUUUAGCAAAGGGUUCAGCUCAAGGGUAUAUCAAUAUUAAUAUAGUAGCAUUUAUUGUAUCAACCAAUAAGGAUAUGUUUACUCUAACCUAAAUUAGAAUAUCAAUAAUAAAAAAUAAUCAUUUUCAUUUAAAAAUAAUGAUAUCAUUUCAGUUGAAGUAAACUACUAAAAAUAAAGAAUAUUAUGGACAAAUUAGAUUUCAAAGGAUCAAUAUGUAAAUAUUAUUUUAUUACAAAAGUCGAUGUAAUUCGAUAUUACAGAAGAUUUAUAUCCAUGCGUUGGAAUAGGUUAUGGAGAGAUCAUAACAAUAUUGAAUGCCUGAUUUAUUAUUAAG
Molecule: messenger RNA, 1115 nt
Organism: Paramecium octaurelia
Lineage: Eukaryota; Ciliophora; Oligohymenophorea; Peniculida; Parameciidae
Source: the annotation of a GenBank genome assembly